CCCACACCCCCGCCGUGCGCAGGCGCGGCCGUCCCCGCCGUCGGUGUUCGGCGCGGAUCCCCGGUACGGCGGCAGUGCUGGUGCCAGCGGCUGCGCUGCCGGGUGCGGCUCGACAUGGCAGAGAGCCCGGGGCAGCGCGGCGGCAGCCCCGUCCCGCCGCGACGAGGCAACGGGGAAGCGGCGGCGGGGGCCGGGGGCGCCCCCGAGGGGGCGGCGGGGCCCCCCGCAGCGGAAGCGCCGCGUCUGAGCGGGGAAGGAGCCGCCGGGCAGGAGCGGGGCGCCGCGGCGGGCGCCCCCGCGGGCGGCGGCGGGGCGGCGGGCGACUGCCCCGAGGGGGCGGCGGAGCCCCCGGGUGGCGGGCAGCGGGCCGAGGCGGGGGCAGAGCAGCGGGACCCCGACGGGGGCGACCCGGCGGGCGCUGCCCGGCCGGGAGGGGAGGCGGCGGGGCAGGAGGGAGACUCACCCGAGGGCUCCGCGGCGGCGGCCCCCGAGGAGGCAGCGGGGGCGGCUGACCCGGCCGGGAUAGACCCCGAGGAGGCUGUGAGGGAGACCGCCCUGGCGGGGACAGACACGGAGAAGGCGUCGGAGGAGGCCGCCCCGGCGGGGACAGACCCCCAGGAGGAAGCAGUGGCCCCGGCGGGGACAGACCCCGAGGAAGCGGCAAGGGAGGCUGCUCCGGCGGGGACAGACCCCGAGGAGGUGGCCGAGGAGGCUGUCCCGGCAGGGACAGGCCACCAGGAGGAAGCAGUGGCCCCGCUGGGCUCAGACCCCGAGGAAGCGGCGGGGAAGGCUGCCCCGGUGGGGUCAGACCCCCAGGAGGAAACAGCGGCCCUGGCAGGGUCAGACCCCGAGGAAGCAGCAGGGGAGGCCGCCCCAGCUGGGACAGACUCCCAGGAGGAAACAGUGGCCCCCGAGGAGGCAGCAGGGGAGGCCGCCCCGGUGGGGACAGACCUCCAGGAGGAAGCAGCGGCCCCGGCGGGGACAGACUCUCAGGCGGCGGCGGCCCCGGCGGCAGGGGAGCAGGACGCUCCCCAGAGCCCCCAGGACACAGCGGCUGCCAUCCUCGGCGGCGGGGAAGGCAACUCCGGCGGUGAGGAUGCAGCGCUGGGGGUGACGGGGGCAGGAGUGGCCAGCGCAGCCCCAGAGGCAGGGGGAGGUGUGGCAGUGGUGGGGCAGCCCGACGGGUUGCCGGACCCCGAGGGCCCGAGCCUGAAUGGCCUGCGGGGCCCUGCCAAGGAUGAGGAGGAUGAGGCGGGCUCGCCGGCUGCCCUGGAGCAGGAGGAGGAGGAGAAGCAGGAACACGACAUCUCCCUCUUUGUCAAGGCUGGCAGUGAUGGGGAAAGUAUUGGAAAUUGCCCAUUCUCUCAACGUCUCUUUAUGAUUCUGUGGCUAAAAGGUGUCAUAUUUAAUGUCACAACCGUGGAUUUGAAAAGAAAACCUGCGGACUUGCAGAACCUAGCGCCGGGAACGAACCCCCCCUUCAUGACGUUUGAUGGUGAAGUGAAAACCGAUGUCAAUAAGAUUGAGGAGUUCUUGGAAGAAAAGUUAGCGCCGCCCCGGUAUCCCAAACUUGCACCAAACCACCCUGAGUCUAACUCUGCAGGAAAUGAUGUGUUUGCAAAAUUCUCUGCAUUCAUAAAGAACCCAAGAAAAGAUGCUAAUGAAAAUUUGGAAAAAUCUUUGCUUAAAGCCCUGAGGAAGCUGGACAACUACUUAAAUAGCCCCUUGCCGGAUGAAAUUGAUGCUUACAGCACCGAGGAGAUCACUGUUUCCAGCCGGAAGUUCCUGGAUGGAGAUGAGCUCACCUUAGCAGAUUGCAACCUCCUACCAAAGCUCCAUAUAAUUAAGGUUGUUGCAAAAAAAUACAGAAACUUUGAGUUUCCACCUGAAAUGACAGGGAUUUCAAGAUACUUGAACAAUGCAUAUGCAAGAGAUGAAUUUACAAACACUUGUCCUGCUGAUCAAGAAAUUGAGUAUGCAUAUUUGGAUGUUGCAAAGAGAAUGAAGUAAAUGGAAGAUGCUUCUGUUUUUCUUUACUUCUGAGGUUUAGAUGGGCACCAGCCAAGAUGGCAAAAAGAAAAAAAGAACCUGUACACUCUGCAGUGUAAGUUCUGUCACUGGCCAAUUCUUCUUUUAUAGUAAUUGUAUAGCAUUAUUUGCUCAUUCUUAAAUUAUACAUGUAUAUGUUUGUGUCUCUGUACAGAUGUAUACACACACAAAUGUGUGUACUGCAUUCCAAGUUAAAGGCAUCAGAUCAAUAUUAAACCAUUUCUUGAAGUUAGGGGAACAAUGUAGGUCAUGCAAUUAUAGAAAAAUUACAGACUAUGCUAAAUUACUGGAUUUGGGGAAGAAAUAGCCCUGUUUCUCACACAUAUUUAACCUGUCAUUAUUGCUGCCUCUGAUUUCUGUUUCAUAUUUGUUGCCAAACUUCACAGUUACCGGGAAGGUUUCUGUUUGCUUCUCCAUAAGCAUCGGAGGGCUGCAAGCCAAUGCUUGGCAUGCCCGCAGCACCCUGGCUUAUCCAGGAGAAAGGCCAGCUGGUAGGUGGAACCAUACCUGCCUUCCCAGAAGCCCUCUCCUCUCUGCUAGAGACCUGUAGAGCAGGUUGACGAAGAACAACUCCUUUGCACAUCGCAUGAGUCCUUCUUCAGUAUUUAUCCUGCCUUCUCCUUUCUCAGGGUUGCAUGACCCACCCAGCCUCCUCCAGUCCUAGAGGAGGACAGUCUUGGAGAGUCCCAUCAAAAAGGGGAACACAGACUGUCCCUGGCCUGUAGACUAUUUAAUAAUAAAUAUUUGACAAGGGAGGCUUGCUUAUCACUGUAGAGACAAGGAAUGGGAGAACAUCUGUUCCCAGCUACUGAGGUAGGGUUGCUCUUUCCUGUCUUUCCAUGUCUCCCAUUUAUUUUGAAAAGCAAAGAAGAGGAGAAGAGCUAAGACAGGAAUAGUCCUUUCUCACUCUCUCCUGCUGGUUGAGCUUCAGUGUGCUGGAUUUCCCAGGGCAGUUUUUAGGCCUUCAUCUCUGAGAGCUUUACAGCUGAUCAGAGAGGUAUCUAACCAGGGACAUGAUAGACAUUGCUCCUGCCGUAGGUGGGGGUUGCAUCACAUGAGCCCUUCCAGCCUUUCAGGAAUCUGUGUUCAAGGCAGUCAAUACUGGUGAGAAAUACCUUCUAGCCUUGCAUCUGGGAAUGCACCGUUAGAGAUGUUUGGCCUGUGAGAAGGUACAUCCCCAGCUGCUUUCUGCUGAGCAGGCCCUCAGCAGGCAACUAGGAGUAGAGGGUUCAAUACUUUAGUCAUAGGGUCAUUUUUUUGCCUGUGUGUACAAAAUUGAUGUGAAAAUGGCUAAAAAAACCCCUAUUUUGACAUCUAUAUCCACAAAGAGACUGUUAUAGAAUAGUCAUUCAUCUUUGCCCAUGUCAAACAUAGGCCUACUUUCUUACAAAGCAUUACCUAUGGUAAUGGUAGGUGUCAGGUGUAUUGUAGCUGCAAUGUUUUGCUCCUACACACUACAUAUAUACACACACAUCAUCCUAUACACAACAGCUGUGAGUUCUGAUGCAAAUGUCCUAUCACAAUUGUUUGUAAACAGCGUUAAAUACAGAGUUUUAAUUUGUCUUCUUUAGAGAACAGACACAAUAUCUUUCCCCUCCCUCCCUCAGUUCUGAAUUUGUAUAUUGGGGAUGAUAGCUGAGCAGUCACUCAUCAAAUAUUACUAACUGCUACUUUGUAUUUUCAAAUAUAUAUAUAUAUAUAAAUGUAUAAGACAUAAAAUCUGUAUACUCUUUUCAUAUGCCUUAUAAAUUUAAAUAUAAAAUACACAAAUCCGUAAGUAA
Molecule: messenger RNA, 3830 nt
Organism: Dromaius novaehollandiae (emu)
Lineage: Eukaryota; Metazoa; Chordata; Aves; Casuariiformes; Dromaiidae
Gene: CLIC6
Product: chloride intracellular channel 6
Exons: 6
Coding region: 115-2010 (631 amino acids)
Molecular function (GO): D3 dopamine receptor binding; D4 dopamine receptor binding; D2 dopamine receptor binding
Source: RefSeq, a predicted model, not a curated record